AUGACACCACAACGGCGACUGUGUGGUCUCAGGCUGGGUUCCGUGGGUCUACUCACUGUGUUCUUCUAUCUAAUAGACCGAUCUAUAGCGGCUCUAGACGGCUACAUACCCGGAGAAGAUUACCCGGUCUACACAGAGGUCCCCAAGGGUUUAUCAUUCACAUGUGAUGACAAGAUACCAGGGUACUACGCAGACCCGGAGACUAUGUGUCAAGUAUGGCACUGGUGCGUCCCGAGUAUCGGCGGGAACCUAAUGUACUCCUUCGUCUGCGGAGCUGGCACAGUCUUCAAUCAGAAAACUAGAGUCUGCGACUGGUUUUUCAAGGUGGAUUGCCCUAACGCGCCAGCCUUCUACGGUAUCAACGAAGACCUGUAUAAGGACGAGGCUGGAAACUACAUCAAUGGCAAAAAGGGUAAUUCAUACGACAAUACAUACGACAGACGACGACUGACUGCGAGACGCAAACGACAGGAGUACGUGACGAGACGGACACGACAAUCUGACACUAAUGACAUACAAGUUAGAAAAGAUAGAAGUUUGAAAAAAUCUAGUUAA
Spodoptera littoralis (African cotton leafworm) is the source of this 555-nucleotide messenger RNA. NCBI's taxonomy places the organism in Eukaryota, Metazoa, Arthropoda, Insecta, Lepidoptera, Noctuidae. The record is from the annotation of a GenBank genome assembly.